GGCCAGCGCGCUAAGGCCGGUGCAGACGGCGUCCAGCGCCGUCGGUCGUCGGAAAGCUUGACCCAUCGCCAAAGUUUGGUCAUGGCUUAGAGUUAUUACCAGAGUUCGGCGUAGCGGGCGAGACAGGGCGGAUGCACGCAGCCGUUAAAGUCACGUGUGGGGAGCAUGUGCGGGUGGCUUGGGUUGUGGCUUCGGUCUGGUUCACAUUUGUUAUUCAUGGUUGUUGUGAACUUGUGCACCGAGUGAAGGGUUUUAUCAUAGUGAGUGAAGUGUCUACUCCAGGCAUCCUACACCACGGUUUGGGCAGAGCGAUCAAGUUAACAUGAAACUCGAAGUCUUGGAGCGAAAAAAACUUUCGUCUGCACUUCGUACGAGAUUUCCUACGAUAC
Molecule: messenger RNA, 389 nt
Organism: Paraphaeosphaeria sporulosa
Lineage: Eukaryota; Fungi; Ascomycota; Dothideomycetes; Pleosporales; Didymosphaeriaceae
Exons: 1
Coding region: 132-326 (64 amino acids)
Source: RefSeq, a predicted model, not a curated record